GCCGGGUCGAAGCGAGCUCGCGCGUCGCACGAGGACUGUUGCACGGCCUGAGCCGAUGUCGAUCGCGGCCCGUAGGUCUCUCUGGCUCUCGAGCGAACUGAGAGAGGCGAGCGAGAAAACCGGCGAGUAGCGAGAGCCGCGAGAGGGGAGCAGCCACGGUUUACCCGCCGCACGGUGACGCGCUCUCGGACGCGCAAGGAUACAGCUCAGACCAAGAGGAGAAGAGAGAAGAGCGCCGCUCCUCCGUCGCUGACUUAGGCCUGUCUGGCUGGGUGAAGAGCGGCGACCGAUCGAGAGGACGGGCCAACCGGGCCGUCUGUCUGGCCCUUCGACACGCGCUGCGUCGACAGGCUGGCCGACCAGCUCGCCGCAUCGUUUUCUAAGCCGCACGACACCACGACGUCUCAUCGCUGCGCAUCCGAGGCAACUCGCAAAGUUCCCGAACGAGAGAGUGUCGUCCACGACGUUUACCACGACCGAGAGCGCAUCGCCCGGCUAUAUUUCGGAGGGCCUGCCUGUGUCGGCGUGUUCGCGGCGACACAGGUAAACGAACGAGAGAAAGUGGCGAGGAAACGGAGCAAGAACGAAGAAGGAGGAGGAGGAGGAGGAAGAGGAGGAGGAGGAGGAGGAGGACAGAGGCCAGACACAAUGCGGCCUAGGGCCGCGGCAACGUCAAACAGCGCAGCCCUCGGGUUGUUACGUCGGUUCCCGGUCGUUCUGCGAGUCACCUGCGUCCUUGCCCUACUGGUCGUCACGUGGAUACCGGUCACCGAGGCUGUGCUUUGCAAAGAUCCGUACAAAUGCGAUUGCAGAGGGAUAAAAGGUGUGCCAGGUUUCCCUGGUAUCGCUGGGCCCCAGGGACCGGAAGGACCACCUGGUGACAUCGGUCCCGACGGGCCACCUGGUCCGAAAGGUGAGAAGGGCGCCGCUGGAGAACACGGUGCCACCGGAGAGAAGGGUUACAGGGGUGACCCAGGUAUACGAGGUUUCCCAGGAGCUGACGGACUGCCGGGUAAAUCCGGUCCAUCAGGUGUGAUGGGACCAGACGGUCUGGACGGAUGCAACGGGACCGACGGACGUACCGGUCCACCAGGAUUGCCUGGUAUCCAUGGUGAACGUGGUGAACCAGGGUCAUUCGGAGAACAAGGGCCCGCCGGUGAACCUGGUGACGGUGGUAUCAAUUCCGUGGGCGUGAAAGGCGUUCGAGGAGACGCUGGCGUCGACGGGCCUGAGGGUUUUCCAGGAUCGUACGGGAUCCCCGGUGAAAUGGGCUAUCCAGGAGAGACGGGAGACAUGGGUUUCCGCGGAUCUCCAGGAUUACCAGGCAUGCAAGGCGACGUCGGUGAAACGGUGUACGGUAUAAAAGGCACGGUGGGCGAGCAAGGAGACAGAGGAGAGCCUGGCCUGCCAAGUCCUGACGAGUACACGAGAAAUACCGACUACCCACGUGUAAAGGGUGCAAGAGGUGCCAAGGGGAUGCGAGGAGAUACUGGCGAUCGGGGGUGGAAAGGGGAACUGGGCGACAGAGGUCCUUUCGGUCGGCCAGGAUUUCCUGGUAUUAAAGGUAUGAAAGGAGAGCAAGGUGACGACGGACCUAGAGGCAAACAGGGUGUCGAAGGCCCGCCAGGACCAGCAGGCGAAAAGGGAGAGAAAGGAGCUCCAGGCUACGCUGGAAAACCAGGACCCGAUGGCUUUCCCGGAGAGUCGGGCGACGCGGGGAAUCAAGGACCGCCUGGUAAACAAGGAGCAGCGGGAGAGCCUGGAAAAUAUAUACCGGAACUGGAUGAAAUAAUUCAGGGGAAUAUUGGAAUUCAAGGAGAUUUAGGUCCGCCUGGUAGCCCAGGUGAGCCAGGAGUACCAGGUUUACCUGGCAAAGUAGGUUACAUCGGGCCGCCUGGUCCUCCAGGACCUUCCGGGCUCCCUGGAUUGGCAGGAUUAAAAGGAUCUUCCAUCAAAGGAGAGCCAGGACAAGAUGGUCUUACCGGAGAGAUGGGCUUGCAAGGUCCACCAGGUUUAUCGGGCAUAUCCGGCCCCGUUGGUCCAAAAGGAUUGCCCGGAAUAACGAUAAGCGGCCCACCAGGCAUCGAUGGGAAACCUGGAUACCCAGGCAUUCCUGGAUUACCUGGAGAUCGCGGUGAUCCUGGUUCCCAAGGUCCGAAAGGUUUCCCGGGGAAAGGAAGCAGGAUAGGAGGUCCUCAGGGCGAACGUGGUCUGCCAGGAUUACCGGGACUCCCCGGACCCGAUGGAUGGCCCGGUAGGCCAGGGCCCAAGGGUGUGAAAGGUUUUGCAGGAGACGACUGCGGUGUCUGUGCGCCAGGGCUGCCUGGUAAGAAGGGUGAACCCGGUGAUUCCGGUCUCGACGGAUAUCCCGGAACGCCGGGCUACCCAGGACUGCCUGGACCGCGCGGGUUCAAAGGCGUGCAGGGUAAACGAGGUGUGAUGGGCCCAAGAGGAUUGGAAGGUGACAGUGGUCGGCCAGGAAUCGCUGGCCCUCAAGGACCAAAGGGUGAAACGGGGAAAUUGAUACUUCCGGGACCGAUGACCAGACUGCCUGGCGACGUUGGCGACAAGGGUUACCCUGGCAUCGAAGGACCGCGGGGUUCGCGAGGAUCGCCUGGCAUUCGCGGUGACACAGGCGCUCCAGGACCUAAGGGAGAGAAGGGUGAUCAUGGUCCUGCAGGAUUGCCAGGGAGCGAUGGUUUCCCCGCGUUCGAUGGUAUCCCAGGUUUGCCAGGUGACAACGCGUCGAUACCGGUCGUGUUUCUGCGAGGUGUGCCGGGUUUCCCGGGAAGUCCGGGUGUGAAGGGCGGGAAGGGUGAAAAAGGAGGAAAAGGUGAAACCGGCGAAUCUUAUCCACCGCCGGUUAUAAAUCUGAAGGGAGACAAAGGGUACAAAGGAAUACGAGGCGAUAUAGGGAGGGAUGGUGAGAAAGGAGAGCAAGGAUGGCCCGGUGACGAAGGAUAUCAGGGACUACCGGGACUUCCUGGAGUCCGCGGCAUAUCGCUGCAAGGUCCUGAAGGUUUGAAGGGUUAUCCCGGCAUGCCUGGAGAUCAAGGUCCUCGUGGAACACCGGGUACACCAGGGUCUCAAGGACCUGUCGGUUUCUCGGGUCGCUUAGGUAACAAGGGAGAUCGCGGAGACCCGGGAUCAAAUCAGACGUACGGCGAUUACGGAUUAACUGGUUGGGCCGGUGAUAAAGGAAACAUCGGCGACGCUGGACCUAGAGGUUUGCAGGGUAGGCCCGGAUUGGAUGGAGUGAAAGGCGUGAAAGGUGGCAAAGGAGCUCCUGGUUCGGAAGGACUGCCCGGACUUCAGGGAGCCAAAGGUCAACGAGGCGACAGCGUUCAGGGAGUUAGAGGCUUCCCUGGAAUACCUGGACAACCUGGAAUGCCCGGGCGAAUGGGAGAAAUCGGUAGACCAGGUUCCUACGGAACGUUGGGAUUCGACGGGAUGAAGGGCCUGAAGGGAGAGAUCGGUCUCAAGGGGCGCAGCGGCGAGGAGGGUGACAUUGGACCGAUGGGCUACUUGGGAAGAGACGGUGUCGCGGGUCUGCCUGGUCCACCGGGGCCGAAAGGUGACAUUGGCGAGAUCGGCGAGUCCGGCCCGCCCGGAUGGCCUGGCCUCGAAGGGAUAUCCGGAACGUUAGGAGCCAAGGGAGAACCGGGAGACGUUGGACCCGAGGGUAUCGUUGGCAUUAUGGGACUACCUGGUCCAAAGGGCAUCCCUGGAGACAUCGGGCCAGAUGGUUUGGACGGGCCGCCCGGUGAAAACGCGUUCAGCGGGCCGCAAGGUGACAUUGGCGAGCCUGGUUUCAUGGGAGAGAUCGGGCCUCCCGGUACGCCGGGCAUGGACGGACGACGCGGUAUACCUGGUGAACCGGCAAUAUCGAUAAAUGGCAAGCCUGGACCGAAAGGGGAGAAAGGUGAAAUUGGCUUCGACGGUUUCAACGGGCUAGCCGGGCUGAAAGGAGAGGUAGGUGACAUGGGUCCGGAUGGCUUGAAAGGGCCGCGAGGAGAUUGGGGGUUGAAGGGUAGGCCCGGGGCACUUGGUAUUCAUGGUUUCCACGGCGUGAAGGGUGAACGAGGCCCGAUAGGGCCGCCUGGUUACGACGGGCCUAAAGGUAAAAGGGGAUUGGAUGGCGAUCCAGGUCGAAUGGGUUUACCAGGAAUGCCUGGCGAUCCGGGCCCUAGAGGGUUCCCCGGUUUAAUGGGCGCGCCAGGGCCCAAAGGAAUGGUUGGUGAACCGGGUCCGCCAUCGUACGGCACAGCGGAGAGGGGUGACUUUGGUAUUCCUGGUCUCAAUGGCUUGCAAGGUGAAAAGGGAAUGCGAGGUGAACCUGGUUUCCCGGGAUUGCCUGGACGAAAGGGCAUGGAAGGUAAUAUUGGAUUACCUGGACUUGAUGGAUUCCCAGGUUUGCCAGGUUUCCCGGGUCUUCCCGGCGAUCAAGGACCUCAAGGUUUCCCAGGAUUAACUGCCGAGUACGUUGAGCCAGGUGAAGAUGGUGUACCCGGGUUAGAUGGACUGCCCGGUAUUCCAGGAAUUCAUGGACAAAAAGGUGCGCCCGGCGAGUACGGAUACAAUGGUCCUAAAGGAAUUGUAGGAGAUAUCGGUAUCAGCAUACGCGGUCCGAAAGGGCUUCCAGGAGACGAAGGUCCAGUAGGUUUCGAUGGUUACCCUGGAGCUCCAGGACUGGAUGGAUUGGAGGGAAUUGUCGGACCAUCGGGAGAGAAAGGCGACACAGGAGACGCUGGAUUGCCUGGUAUCUCGAUUAAAGGAACUGAAGGAGAGCCAGGAUUGCCUGGAUUCGUUGGUAGGAAAGGAGAACGCGGGCAAAAAGGUGAGCCAGGUUACCCUGGACUCCCAAGUGCGCCUGCACCAAGAGGAGAACCCGGCGACGACGGAAGCGAGGGUCCACCUGGCCCGCCAGGACCUCCAGGACCAAAAGGGCCGAAAGGAGAUCGUGGUAUUAACCCCUUCUCGCCUUUCCCAAGGAAAGGCUUACCGGGAGAUGAAGGACUUCCAGGACUGCCAGGUUUCCCUGGGCUUCAAGGGAAGGUAGGCGAACCAGGAGAAGACGGAGUUCCCGGAUUGGAGGGAGAACCCGGGAUGAUAGGGCUUCCAGGUUUCCCGGGGCCAGACGGCAAGGAUGGCCCCCCUGGUUUCCCUGGAGCUCGUGGCGCGGUUGGACGUCAAGGACUUCCGGGACCACCUGGAGUAAGAGGGGCUCCUGCACCACCAGCGCCAGGCCCUCGAAACAGAGGUUUCUUCUUCGCCAGACACUCGCAAUCCGAAAUGAUACCAGUGUGCCCGCAGAACACGGUGAAACUUUGGGACGGUUUCUCGUUUUUGCAUAUAAUGGGCGAAGGAUAUUCCUACGGGCAGGAUCUUGGCACGGCCGGAAGCUGUCUCAGGAAAUUCUCCACCAUGCCUUUCACAUUCUGUACUUUGCAAAAUGUGUGCGACUACGCGAAUAAGAACGACUACAGCUACUGGCUGAGCACGACAGAACCUAUGCCGAUGUCGAUGGCGCCGAUACCAGCGCCGGAAGUCGGAAGAUACCUCUCAAGAUGCUCCGUCUGCGAGGCCUCGACUCGCGUGAUCGCUGUCCACAGUCAAUCUAUGGCUAUACCAGAGUGUCCCGGUGGUUGGGAAGAACUUUGGAUCGGAUACAGCUUCCUCAUGCAUCGAGACGCAGGGGGACGCGGAUACGGCCAGUCGCUGGUCUCGCCCGGUUCCUGCCUCGAGGAAUUCCGCGUCCGACCGUUCAUCGAGUGCCACGGUUUCGGCACGUGCAACUACUACUCCACUGCCACGUCCUUCUGGCUGACAAUCAUCAAGGACGGCGACAUGUUCCGCAGGCCGAUACCACAGACGUUGAAAACCGACCACACGUCGCGGGUGAGUCGUUGCGCGGUGUGCCUUCGACGACGGGUCACCGAAGAUCAUCGCCAAGACGUCGGCCGAGUGCCGAGGCCAUUCACGCCGAACGGUCAGAGGGAGCAGCAGCAAGUCGGCAACGUUCAGUACCCGUACUCGCAACAGCAACAGCAACAGCAACAACAGAGCCAACGUUAUUAUCCGAACUAUCAGUACCAGAGGUUGGGCCCGGUAGGAAGAACCAGAGGGCCGAACAGACGCGUGCCGUAUCAAUAUCGAAGGAAAGGCAGACUACGUAAACCCGAGCGGACGACAGAGUCGCCGCAGGAAACGGUUGCUUAAAAGCAACGAUCGAGAGAGAGGGAUUCGUCAUUCACUUUUGACGUACAUUCGAACGUCUGAAGUUCUCGGGAGCUAGUUAAAACCGCGGGAUUUAAUUCACUUUCACUGCUAAAGGCGUGUAUAUAUACGCCCUCACAAGUCGGUCCGUAUACACGAAAGGCGUAUCUAUACGCUAUUAUAUUAGUCGCAACGUCUAACAGUAGAAUAUCGCGCCCGUCUAUAACUGAUGGUUCGCUCCGAAAGUGCGCCUCAGUGAAAAGAUUAACGCUUUAACCUUAAAGGUUGCCGCGCACGUCGUGGAAUUUUUUUGUUUCCCAAAAUUGCGAUGUAUUUCCAGUAUAUUCAAACGAAAGAAAAUUGGCAAGUAACAAACAAUAGAUUUGUCGUUUCUGUCCACCGAUAUACGUACCGAGACGAGUUCAGAGAGAAAGCGACGAAUUGGUCACUCGUUAUGGUCCGCAAUCAGCUGCCAGUGGGCGAAUGGUUUUGGAAGUCCCUUAACGCGUAAAUUCUAAAUUCAAGCAGUGACGAGUGUCACACGUCGAACUGCCUAGACCACAUUUCGCUAUAGGCUCUGAUAACACCUCGAGGAUAUCGGUGAAACGUGAAAAUUUUAUUUGCACAUCGAGAUCUUCCGGGGCUCAUCGAGGCUUCGAGUCACGUUCAAAGUGUUUCGAAACUCUUCGUCACUGGAAACUGGCGAGUCUGUGUGCGUGUGUACAUAUAACAAGAUAUUCCGAGUCUGUUAGUUAAGUUAUCGCAAGUCUGUUCCACAUAAUGGCGUAGUCGAGGAACGCGAAGGACCAUUCGUCGUUUUUAAUGCCAAAAAUACGACACGACUACGGGGACGAACGUCCUCCCGCUGAAACUGCCAAUCGAACCCGCGUUCGAACGAUCGAGUCUUAAAUUAACUGUUAAUUCAGUGUAUCAUAUGUAUCGCUAUUUUAUCUUGUAACACUUUACUUGUCUAUGUAUUUACAUCGAAUAAAGAUCGUUUUAUAGAAGCUACCGAACGCCGAAAUGGCCUGACGAUUCUCGAGAGGCGAGGCGUUACGAAUUUUCUGUUCGACUCGGUCUCUUUCGUCAUUCUUUUCUUUUUUUUUUUUUUUGAAAAGAAUAAUUAUAUACAAAUUUAUUUUUUAGAUAGGAAAAUUUAAAUUAACAAUUUACAGAAUUGGAAUAAAUUAUAAAUUAAUUUUCUCUAAAUCACUCUAGAUUAGAAUAAUUCACAAAAUUGUUCCGCGAUUGUUAAAGUUUAAAGAAUAACGCGGAUCAACAUUCUUUUUUUUUUUUUUUCUAUUAAACAGUGGAAGCUUGGAAUUAUCCUACUCGUUCAAAUAACAGGUAUUUACACGAAAGCUUCUGUUUGCCUUGUUAGUCGAUGGACACAAUUUAAAUCCUUCUGCGAACUUACGAAUACACGCGUACACGAAAGAGACCUAAGAAAAUUUUCUUACUAAUUUGCUUCUGAACUUUGCUUAAGAAAACAUUCUCUUCUUCGUUUCCUCUCUGUCUUCAAAUUGUGCCAAGAUUGGAAUGAAAAAAAAAAUCUGCUACUAUCUAUCACUAUUUAAAAGUCAUUGUAUAACUCUGUAUAAUAAUUAUAUACGUGUAACUGUCGACCUUAUGCUUGAUGCAUAUUUAGAAGAGAACCGUAAGAGACAAAUAUAAGGAAAACUAUCGCGCGUAACAGUAAGAGACAACUCUGAUUUUAUAUUUAUAUACAUAUAUGUAUGUAUCGCUAUUUUAAGUAAGAAAAUAUAUUAGUUAUUCAAA
Frieseomelitta varia is the source of this 7995-nucleotide messenger RNA. Its product is annotated as collagen alpha-1(IV) chain. The transcript has 27 exons. Gene Ontology annotation, cellular component: basement membrane; collagen trimer. Gene Ontology annotation, molecular function: extracellular matrix structural constituent. The record is from RefSeq and is a predicted model, not a curated record. The coding region runs from base 649 to 6219 and encodes 1856 amino acids. NCBI's taxonomy places the organism in Eukaryota, Metazoa, Arthropoda, Insecta, Hymenoptera, Apidae.